Molecule: messenger RNA, 783 nt
Organism: Symbiodinium necroappetens
Lineage: Eukaryota; Dinophyceae; Suessiales; Symbiodiniaceae
Source: the annotation of a GenBank genome assembly
AUGUCAGACAAGCUGACGCCUCGAAGCGCAGCGCAGACAUUGCAGGGCUAUCAGGACAAUCACCAGAUAGAGCUUUUCAUGCAGGAGAUGCUAAGCGUGGUCUGUGCGCUGUUACCGGAUGACCCUUACGAGUUCAUGACGAACCAUGUCGCGUCCAACCGUCCCGCCCCACCUCCGCCGGAGAGCGGCCAACUGGGCAGUGGCGCGUUGUGGGUACUACUCCCGGGUGGAGAUCCACAGUGUGCAGAACACUGGAGAUUGCGGCGCUGUUGGCUGACGAGCAGAGGCACACUCUGCGUCAGCACAGCUCCAGCCACAGUCCAGCAGGAUGGCAGCAAGUUGAUGUACCGGGCGCCCGACAACAAGGCGCCGACGAGUUUUCCUGUGGACGUGGGAAGCUCCUAUGGUGAGCUUUCGGAGGAUGAGGCUGCCCGGCCCUUCGGCUUCCAGGUGAAGAACAAGGGCUCCAGCCUGUUCCUGGCGGCCGGUUCGGAAGAGCAGCGGGAUGAGUGGUUCAACCUUCUUGGCCACUUCUCAGACCCCGAUCGCCGAAAGGGGCCGCCACCAGCUGUUGGAAAGAUCCUGUCCCCACGUGCCGAAGGACUUGGGGGCACGCAGGUGGUGGACGAAAUCGGCCCGACGGACAUCCCAAUGCCAGGUCCCAAACCAAGCCACAAGGAGGCCGACUCCGCUGGCGUGCUGAAGCCAAUCUUGAAGUCAAAGCCAUCGACCACCACCAAUGCGCCGGUGCCGGCCAUCCGAAUCCCGCGGCGGAUGCCCUCG